Aspergillus clavatus NRRL 1 is the source of this 1476-nucleotide messenger RNA. RefSeq lists its product as uncharacterized. The record is from RefSeq and is a predicted model, not a curated record. Lineage: Eukaryota; Fungi; Ascomycota; Eurotiomycetes; Eurotiales; Aspergillaceae. The transcript is spliced from 4 exons. Bases 1 to 1476 code for a protein of 491 amino acids.
AUGCAGCCCUUGAUGCUUGCCCAUGGAGACAAGAGCAAGACUCGAAUCCUGCAGCCAAUACUGCGGGCAUAUGCGAUUGGAUAUCUUUCAUCAACAACACCAAGAGUUGUAUCAUAUUUACGGCGCCUCAAGGCUAAGGACUUGAGCAAUAAACAAAAAAUCGAAGAGUUAUCACGUACAUUGACGAGUGCGUUCCGUCUCGACAGUUUUCCGACAUUUUGCGCAAUUUUAGUCGGAGGUUCAACGGCCUUGCCGAUUGUUCUACUCCGACUCUGUGCGCUUGUCGGUAGUAAUCUUAGUAAAAGAUCCGACGUACACAAGUCUCGGGGCUUUUUACGGUUUAUUCGCUUCGUUGCAGCGUUCGUGUCUGCCUGGUUCAGCUUUCAGCUCCUCAAUAAGAAACCAAUCAGACUUCAGAGCCUCCAGAACUCAAGCCAUGAUAGCACUGACACCAAGCAAGGUGCCCCUACUGGACUGGAGAAGGAUUUUGCAUGUCAAGUCCGGCCUGCUUUUGCUGGGAGAACCAUGGAUCUGACGCUGUUCACAUUUACCAGAGCAAUGGAUGUCCUAGCCUGCUUUACAUGGUCUCGUUGGCGAAAAUGGCGGAAUAGUCAGAGUCGUUGGUCAUUCACAGAGGCUGUCGCUCCCAUGCUUGCUGAUGCGGGACUUUUUGCGGCCAGUUCAGCUGUGGUGAUGUGGGCAUGGUUCUACCUUCCUGAACGCCUACCAAGAUCUUAUGGAAAAUGGAUCGAUGAAGUAGCAAAGGUGGAUAUCCGUCUCAUUGAAGCACUUCGUCGGGCAAGGAGAGGGAUAUUCGUAUACGGAAAGGAGACAGGACAGUCACCUCUUCUUGAGUCUAUGUGCAAGGAUUACAAUUGGCCUAUAGAGUGGGGAGAUCCAAAGAAGACAAUCCCCAUCCCAUGCGAAAUGGUGCACAUGGAUUGCGGUCCCAAUUGUGAAAAGCACGCUUUAAUGCGGUUUCUCCGAACAUUUAAGUUUGCCUGUGCAACCUACGUCCCUCUACAGAUCGUGUUCCGUCUGCGUUUAAUCAGGACAAUGUCUUCCCUUCGCCGGGCCCUGGCUGAUGCCUUGCGCACGUCUACUUUCCUGGCCUCUUUCGUGAGCAUUUUCUACUACUCUGUGUGCCUAGCUCGAACAAGAAUUGGUCCCAAGCUUUUCAGCCGAGAAACGGUAACACCACAGAUGUGGGACUCUGGCCUUUGUGUCGGCGCUGGGUGUCUCAUGUGCGGAUGGAGUAUUUUGGUCGAGAGUGCGCGGAAACGACAGGAGAUUGCGUUGUUCGUGGCACCUAGAGCUGCCGCAACUGUGUUGCCACGGUAUUAUGACAAGAAGUAUCAGCACCGAGAGCGCAUUACUUUCGCGCUUAGCGCUGCCAUCCUCUUUGCUUACCUUCAUGAACAGCCCAAGAUGGUUAGAGGUGUCUUCGGUAGAAUUGCAACACGAGUAUUGAAGUGA